Nilaparvata lugens (brown planthopper) is the source of this 9472-nucleotide messenger RNA. RefSeq lists its product as uncharacterized. Lineage: Eukaryota; Metazoa; Arthropoda; Insecta; Hemiptera; Delphacidae. The transcript has 5 exons. Bases 342 to 2891 code for a protein of 849 amino acids. The record is from RefSeq and is a predicted model, not a curated record.
CUGUUUGUCAGUGCCACUGUCAAAAUUUUGUUUGCUAUUUGCUAGUCGGUAUCCAAUAAUAAUUAUGGUGUGAUAGGUAAAUUGUUGUUUUUCUAAUUGAAGUGUAAAGAUAUGCGUAUUUAAAAAAAAUAUUAUGCUUGUAUUCAUGUUUAAAUUGCAUUUUAAUAAUCAUUAUUGAUACCAAUUAUUAUUUGUAAGCUAUGGUAUAGUGUAAUAUACAACUGGGAUUGCAAGCUUCAGAUUAACGAUUGACAGCGCUGAUUCUCAACAUCUCGACACAAUUUAAAUUUUCAUGUUGACCCGCUGCCCAAUCCGCUAGUCAUGAGAGCAGUUGCCGAUAAAUGGAAUUUGGGAGUGAAGGCCAGGUCUCGCUCGGUCACGAUUUGAGGAGUUUGGAGACAGUUCGCGCUCUCCACCAAACUGUAAUCUCUCUCCGCGUCGCUUUGGAGCAAUCUCGCGCCGAGCUUCAUUCGCUGCGCUCAAAGUUCCAGACUAAUUUUGAUCAGUCCCUUUAUACCAGCACUAUUGAGAAAUUAUCGUUGGAGAAUCAUAUUUUGAGACAACGGGCGCUUUCAGCUAGUCACGGCAAUUUGAACGCUAUUACUAACGGUACAAGGGCUGUGUCGGCUAGCCAUGGCAAUUUAAGUGCUAUUUAUGACGUCCCCAGGACUGUAUCGGCUAGUAACGGAAAUUUGAAUGUCAUUCUAGACGUGCCCAGAAUAUUGCCAUCUAGUAAUGGAAAUUUGAAUUCUAUUCUUAACGUUCCCACCACUGUGUCACCUAGUACCGGAAAUUUAAAGACGAUUUUGAAGGUUCCUAGAUCUGUAUUAUUGUCUGAUAACGAAAAUUUGGAGGCAUCACCCAGGUCUGUUUCCUAUAGUAACAGAAAUUCAAAUACGAUUUUAGACACCUCGAAGGCUUCAUUCUCUAGUAAUGGGAAUUUAAAAACAAUAUUGCACGCUCCCCCACAAAUAAAAGUCUCAAUGGAACCAGACACUGUGAAAGAGAAAGAAUCAGAACAAGUAACAGAUGAGCUAGAUGAAGUAGUGGAAGAGGACGAAGUAGAGGGUUACGAUGAGAGAGAUGAAGUGUUUGAAACAGAUAGUGAUAAUCUACAGAAUGGAGAGGAAAAUAAAACAGGGGAUGAGGAGGAUGAUAAUAAGCCGAAGAUAACCAAAGGAGAGUCGGAGGACUCUGAGGAGGUGGAUGAUAUUGAGCUCAUAUUCACGACUGAGGACACCAAAGAGUUGAGUGCACUUCAAGAGGAUCUAGUUUCGAUUGCUGAAACUGACUGUUGGCCUAGUAAAGGUGGUGGCAAUGACGGUUUGGAUGGUGAUACCAAGAAACGAUGGACACAUUCUGUGCUGGUUGAGACAGAUAUUUCCAAGUGUGGCAUAUUUGAUGAGAAUGAUGAGCCUCACAUGCCUGAUCAGGGAAGACGGUAUACCUUACCGGAUCCCGCUCCUCACCGCCCUAUAAUCCGCACAUUGUCUGGUAGUAGAAGUCAGUUGCUGGAUUGUAGUGGUAGUACACCACAGCCCACACGACCGUUGGCUGUCAAAUUUAUGCAGCACAAUAAUAGCAUCAAACAACGCACGGCUCGUCCGAUUUUGGUAGAGAAGGAGACAAGUAAACAGGAGUCAGAAGCUCAGACAGAUAUCACAGCGCUUCCAGCCCACUGGCGGUCGGAGAGUUAUCUGGCACACAAGGUGUCCUAUCAGUUCACGACGUUACCGUCUAAAUUCGCGUUCCCUGUGCAGACUCCUCCCAGAAAGCACUCGUUGAAGCUGUGUGAGAAGACACAGGAGGCUAGGAGGGUGUUAUUGUCUGAUAUCAAUUUCACAAGUAUGGUGCCGGAGUUGUCUAGGAGUGCUGAUCAUCUGUGUAAUAAUGAGGGCGUGAAUAUCAAUGCGAGUAUGUUGUGUAAAAAUUAUCCGCGGGCCUUUUCCUACAUGAAGAACCCGGAUGUGAUGUGUUCGGGAUGGUCGCCAUGUGAGUGCACGGGCCAGAUGAGCAGCUGGGAUUGCUACAGGAGUGGAGGCGGAUCUUCGAUGUUGUCGAUGAUGCAGUCGCCGUCGGCCCAGGACCUAGUCGACCACCAACCCAGGAGGCGUCACUCGAUGCGGCCAAGCACUUCGUCGACGGACACGUGUUGGGGUUCGAUGACGUCACGCGGAGGCGCCAACUGGUCGGUGCCCUCGUCACCGACGCACUGUCGUCGCUCGAGGAGCAUCCCCUUGCAUCAGGACGGUGGGGUGGGGGGAGGGAGCGGCCGCAGGUCGGACUCGAGGUUUAUGUCGUCAUCAGCGUCGUGUGGACGCGCCCCCUUCCGCAAGGCUAGGAAUCGGGUCACCUUUCAAGAGGGGCGGUGCCGGCGCCCCGGCCAGUCGCUACCCGACCUGCGCCUGCCGCUGGAGGUGGCGGACAGUGGCGAGGACUCGACCGACUCGCUGAUCGAAGAGUCAGAGGACUUCCUGCGCCAGUCGAUCGACUCGAUGCUCACCGGAGCCAGAGCCGACUACUCGCACCUCAGUCGCCACAGACGCAAGCCGCGCCGCCACUCCGAUCCUGACCCCAUCACAGAAUACGAGCCGCCGAAAUCAGCGCAACCGUUCCUGGCACGUGUUGCGCGCGACCUGAAGCUGGACUACUGGGUGAAGGUGAUUGGCCCGGAUGGCGGUGGAGCGGGGGGCGGCAGAGUGGUGGUGGGGCGAGUGAAGUACGUGGGUCCUCUGCCGGGCGGGCGAACCGAGCCUCAUGUCGGAGUCCGCCUGCCGAGAGCCAUCGGCAACUCAGACGGCACUGUCGACGGCCGCAGGUUUUUUGACUGCGAACCAGACCAUGCAGUUUUUGUGCCAUUCAAGAAGGUUGUAAUGGCGUGGAGCAACUGAGGUAAUUACUCAAUCAUUCAUCUCAUUAUUCUACUUCUAUUUUCUAAGCUGGCAUUGAUUCCUAUAAAUUAUCAUGUAAUACUAAUGACUAGUGAAUUAUCUCUGUCUUACGAAUUGGAAAAUAAUUAAUUGGGUGGUAAAUUGUUUUAUUGUAAAAACACCUAACUAACAAAAUACCCUCUCUACCUGAAUAACCGAAGUACCUAACAUUUCAUUUCAAUCAAACGUUAUAUCUAUUUCAUUCCUGGUCAUGUAGCUGUUUUAAAUGUAGGGGUGUCCAUAGGGCGACCUUUGUGCCAGGGUGCCUCACUUGUGGGGGAGCAGUUUGGGAUAUUUGGAGAAGGGGUGCAUCAUUGGGCUUCACCCCUGUUGUCUAGGCCAUUGGUAAAACUAGAAACUAUUAUUAGUAUUCUAUUCAUUACCUAGGAUUUUUAUUCUUCAAUACUGUAAUUGCGUUGAUGAAACCAUAGAGAAGAUUUUUUUAUAAUAAAACGUAGUGUCAUUGAUAUAUUAAAAUGAAAGUAUUAUUUUUCACACUUUCAUUAAUCAAUAUUCACUAUUUCCUAUUUUUGAUUUUUUUCAAUUGGCAUUGAAAGUACCAUAAACUAAUAAAUGUAGACGUAUUAUUCCAAGUUAUAAAACCAAGGCGUUACUAUACUUUAUCUAGUCUUUCAGCAACAUAAGAUAUGAUUUUAUUUUAUUUUUUGGUUAAAUCUCAUACUCCUAAUUCUAUCUAAGCUUUGAUUCUAUUGAACUUUAUAAGCUACAAAAAAGAAGUUUUUAUCAUUAUUUUUUUUAAUUUCCAUAUUUCAAUCUAAUAAAGAUGGAAAAUCUGGAGUAGUCGAGUUUUAUAUUUAAGUAUCUUGGAUUUAUUUCAAGUUUCUAAAUGUUUUAGACUUUUUUGUUUUAUUUGAUUUCAUUUCAAGAAUAAAUUAUAUUAAACAUAUUUCAUUUUUAUAUUCUUCAAGUUUUCUUUAUUAAGAAAUUUCUCUUUUCGAGAUUUAUUUUCUCUACAUCGAUCUUCAUAAUUUCUUUGUUUCAAUUAUUGUUCAUGAACUUCAACCCAUUUCUUGAAAACCAUUUUAUAUUAUUGAUAGAUUAAUUACUUUUAUUUUGCUGCUCUUUUAUUUUGCUGCUCAUCCCUGAAUCACUCUAUUCAAAAUGUGUUUAAAUUAAUCGUGUUUACAUUAUGAUGCAUCUUAGAACGACCUCAACAGUGUUGUAUUGUAUAUUAUAUGCGUAGGUUAAUUAUCUUCUAUACAUAGAAAUUGUCCCUAACUCAAUAUAAUCACAGUCACAAUUAAUUUCUAAUAAUUAUUGAGAGAAUAACAGGAAAAAUUAUAUUUAUUUUCAAAGAAGUAUUGAUACUUAUAACUUUUUUAUCUGUGGCAUCUUCAAUAUAAAUUUGACCAACAUAACACAAAAUUCUUGAAAGAGUUUGCUUAUCGGACCAACUGCCAGUUACUUGAUCGUUAAUCUUCAAUUAGGCUUCGUAAUGGUUAAUCGCAGAUUAACAUUUUAUUCAGUACGUGCAACUGGCUGUUAGAUACAUACAUAAUAACGACAAAAAAUCACAUUGUAUUGGUAUUAUAAUUUUCAAUCUAUAAAACUAGUAUAUUUUGAUAAUGCUACUACGUUCUAUUUGUGGAUAUUGACAAAUUCAACUCAGAAAACCUGAUUUCGAAAGAGAGAAAAUGAUGAAUUCCAAUCACAAACUUAAUUAUGAAAAAAUAGAGAAAUUGCUGCAUAAAUGUGUGCAUUUACUCAACAAUGUGGAUUUUGUGAUCAAUUCAUUGAUGGCUAAAAUUAUAAAUUGAAGCUUUCCCACAAGGGACUCACACCAACUAAAGGUCAUACGAAUUUAUUUAUUUGUAAACAAUAACAUUAAUUUCGAUAUCUGGAUUUUUUUCAAUAAUUUUGUGUUGUAAUCAAAGGUGAUGUAAUAGGUGUUGUACUGUGUUACGGUAAUGAUUUGUUGAAAUAUUUGAUGUAUCUACAUAUUGUGGUUCCACUUCAAAAAAUGUACCAAUUUGAAAUAUCUACUGUAAAACAUCUUAAUCCAACCUCGUGCAAUAUUAUUCUAUCGAUUUCUAUAUAACUAACUUCAAACCCGAGAGUAUACUACACUCGAUUUGUUGGUUCCAUAAUUAUUAUGUAUGUGUACGAAUGUGUCCACAUACGUACUGUGUAUGUACACUGACGUAUAAGUAAAUAUUUAGAUAUACAUGGAAAACGGUAUUGUAAUUUUUGAAAAAUACCUCUUCGAAUUCUUUACUCUAUAUGUAUUUUUGCGGUGAUAAUAUUCAAAUAUCAAUGACUGACAAUUAUUCAUUGAAUAUAUAUCACUUUAAUGGACAAAUAGAUGUUUUUAGAAAAUGUUUAAAAAACCCGAAUUGUUGUUGUUGUUGUUGUGAGGAUGCAAUAGUUAACGAGUCUGAUUGAUAAAGUUCAUAGUUUUGGAUGGAAUCUGUAGGAUCAGUGGAUACAAAUAUAAAUAUUCUAUUAUUUUAUCAGAUACUUGAUGUUUGUUGUAACUAGAUGAAUUAUGAAUAAUUUACAACUUUUAUAGAUUUUCAAAGUUUUAAGAUAGUGAUAUUACCAUGUUAUUCUAUGUAUUAAUUUUCCCAAUGCCAAAUAUUCUAUAAUUUUGUCAGAUUAAUAAAUAAAUUAUACCAUUAUGAAUAUUACUAACACCUCACGUAUUAGUGUUACGUAGUUUAGGGAUGGUAAGGUACCAAACCUAGUCGAAUUUUCCUGUCCUAGUUACUGGUGACAAGCGGUUCACCUCAAAUCAUACCAAAGUGUAAUUAAUUUUUAAAGCUUUAAAGCAAGAUUAAGAAUAAAUGAAUAUAGGAAUUGAUGAGAUUUUUAUGAGUUAUUAUUUUAUUGGAUCUAUUAUUCAUGAAACAUAUUCAACUAAAAAUUUUAGGUUUAGUAUUGUGCAGUAUUCUGAAGUUUCUAGGCUGGUUUUUAAGGUGAUAUUUUAUUUAUUUUAAGUUCAGUAAAUUAUUAUUUUUAUUCUUCUGUGAUAUUGCAGUAACAAUUAAAUUCAGAUAUCUAAUUAUUUGAAUGAUUUGCGUUUCUGAUACUAAUGUUGAAAAUAUUGUAAAUCAAAAAUAGUCAUUAGAAUGUCAUACUAAUAUACCACGGUUAAAAUCCACUAGAUAAUAUUCAUAUAUUGUGAUAAUAAUUUAUAGACUAUACAAAGAAUCAAGACGAAGUAAUUAUUUCAGAAAUAAUGAAAAUUUGGAUUUUGUUUCAAUAUAUUACAUCGCCUUCAACCAAAUAAUAGUAGCAAGUCAAUCAGCUAAAAGCAUAAUCCAUCAAAUAAUUUUUUAUAAAUUGAUUAAUCAUUCAUAGGUAAUUAACGAAUAGGCGGAUACUUAUUAUUCAAUUAACGAAUAGGUUGAUUAAUGUUGGAACAACUCAUUCCAAAACAUAUUUACAAAAUAUUUUGAGAACUGUCCUAGGGAAUUACGAAGCACGCUUUGGUAAACAGUUCUUACAAUCUUUCAUAAAUAUGGUCCUUAGUAUUUUAUCAUGGGUAGUUUCGUUCACGCUUAAUUCAUUUAAAUCCAUUGUGACUGGUUAUUUUAUCACUAUCUAUAAACAAUAAAUUCAUGAUAGCUUUCUAUCAAUGAAAUAAAAUGUCAACGCGAUAAUCGCGUUUCUCUAGUCGUAUAUAAUUAAUUGGUAUAAUAAUAUUUUUCUUCUUAACUCAUGUUUGUUCAGUUUUAAAUCUAAACUGGUAGUUUGUUUUGUAGAAUUGCACAAAUUGUUUUGUUUUACAAAAGUUUAUUUUUUGGUUUUAUUUAUAGGCCUAUGAUUAAUUCUGUCAGGUUUAGCACAAGUUUUCAACUUAUUGCUUUUGUAUUGAAUUUUCUAUUAAAGACUAGCACUAUAUGGUAUAGUAAUAUUUUAACCUAUAUUUUUAUAAUGAAUAUCACUUGUUUGAUACCAAAGUUUCAAGGUUUUUCAAAAUUUGGUGCUCUGAAUUUUCCAUAAUUUUUAUGUUGGAAAAUAAGAGAAAAAAUUAAGAUCAGGAAUAGAAGAUUGAGUUUAAUUUGGAAUUAUUAUAAGAAUGUAAAUUCUCAAGAAAGUAAAUUUGUUACAGUGUUAAAUUUCAACAGCCUGUAACAACACUAUCAAUCAUUGUUAGAUUUGUGAUCAUUGGUUAGCUUAUAACAGAUUAAAUUCUGUCAAUUAGUUAUAUUUUUGUGUUCCAUUCAUGUACAAUUCUCCACAGUAUUUCUGAAUGUUAUACAGAUCUUAUUUAUCAGUAAGGUGCCUAUAUAGAGUUUUUCAACUGCACUGUUAUCAAUACAUUCAUGUCGAUUUGAAUAUUUUAAAAUCAAUUAAUUUAAAUCAUUCAAUAAAAUCAUAAAUUUCACAUUAAUGUGGUCGAAUUAAAUUAAUGCAAUAGACAGUCUUUUAAAAGUAUGUCUGGAUUCCAAAAUAAAUAAAAUUCCAAUGUAAUUUCUUGCACAAUACCCAAGACUGACAUUUUUUGUCAAGUUGAAGAGUUUGACAACUAUUUGAUUGUUUUUUUAAGUGUGUGUGUGUAUGUGUGAAAAUUUGUUUUCUUCUAAUCUUGAGAAAGAUUUAUUAGCAUUAAGUUGAAUUGAAACCAAUAUAGGUACUUGUUAAGUGGUAAUUUGUAUUAUCCUAUGUCAACCUAAUUAUAAAUCCACCUAAAUCUACUUAUUCAAUAUGAACAUCUGAUAAACAAUCCUGUCCAUACCCAACACCUCCAUGAAUCUAAUAAUCUAUGCAUAAAUUAAAAUAGCCUCUAGACGUUUGUGACAAAAAUUGUAGGUAGCCUAGUACCGGUACCUAUACUUCAUAUCCCAUAGGAUAGGAGAGACUUUUCUAAAUACAAAUGUUUGUGUUGUAGAAAAAUCAUGUCUCGAAUCAGCAGUAGGCUUAUGGUUUAUUCUGAAUAAAAUAUGUUGAGACUCGAGCUUCCAAGUGAUCAAAUAUUGGUGUUACGAGAUUGUGUGAAAUUGAGACUACUUCUUCUGAAAGUCCAUUUAAAUUAAAUUCAAUGUGACACCGCUGCAUCGUCUUACGCCAGCUGCAUUGUCACAUAUAAUUUAUACCUUAAUUCAUGAUCACGUGGGCUUGAACUGGCAACGCCUUGACUGGCAGUUCAUGCCCUGGUUGACCGGACGCUCAGUCUCAACUUAUUUCAUUUCAUUAGAGUAUAUUAUUAUAAUCAUCUGUGCAAAAUGAAGUUUGAAAUCAGCAGCUCUAGGUAAAUAUUUGUUGUUUAGCAAUAGAGCGUUCACAGGUAGUCAAUAUGACAACGCUCGCAGUAUACAGUUUCGAUUGUCAAGUAUUUUAGUCACCACUACAAAUCCGUAUUUUAAUUUCUUGAAUAUUGUUGUUUACAUCAGUCUUUCCUCCUAAUGAACAUAGUACAGUUGAAAAUUAUGCAUAUAUAUUCCGACGAACAUUUAAAACUUUAUAAUAGUAUGUACCAAUAAUAUUAAUAAUCGACGUAUUAAUUUCAAUAAUUAUAAAAAACUGGUGCCAAUAUUUUUUAAGUUUUGUGACCAAAUUGUAAAAAUCCAUAUUAUUGUAAUAGUAUCUAAUUAGUGUGCAUAUGUUGCAUAAUAUAACUUAAUUGUUAUUAGGAAUGAUAACUCAUCUCUGUAACAGAGGUGGUAAUGUUAUUGAAGAGGCAUAUCUUUGUUAUGAUUGAUAACAAAUUAUGUUUGAUAGGUCAUUAAAUGAAAGGGUAAUAACAAUGUCUUAGACUGAAUCAAUGGCAGAAAUCAAAAUAUGUUGUGUAUUUUUAGAAUUAAUUUUAUCGUGUUUGUAUAAUGCCUAUAAUGCCAAAGAAUAACACUUGUUUUGCUUCUAGUGUAACAUUUAGUUAUUACUGUAUUUCUUCAUGUAAUUAAUAUAAUUUUUCAAUCAAUACAUAGAUUAUCCUCUAAUCAACAGUAAAAUUGCUCUGAUUGUUCUGUAGUAUUUACUUUUUUACAUCUCAAUUUCAUCGAAUUUUAUAUAUCCAAUUUUUAAUUAAUUGAGUUCAAUUUUCAUUUUUUCUUCCUAAUAGAGUAAAACUCGUUUAUAGUUUGGGAUUUGAACCGGUCUAAAAUUGUCGGUUGAAAUUGAAAUAAUGUAUUUAACCAAUAAUUACAAGUUGUAUUCAAUGGACGUUUAUUGAAGCUGUGAGAAUGUUAGUUAUAAAGGUGUAAGUACGGCACUUUUAUUUUCUCUUCAUCACUAAUGAAAUAAAUAAAUUUGUCGCUUUAAUUUUCCAAUGUUAUUGGUUUCAACAACUCCCCUGCUUUUUGACGUUGAAAUGAAUAUUGCUUCUAGGCAAACUUUUGUAUUACUUUUCGGAGAUCGUGUUUAGGUCGAUCUAAAAAUUAAUUUUCAAUCUUGAUACUGAUGUUUUCUUUAAGAUCUUGAAUAGUUGAAUAUACACAUUAAUUUUUUAUGGUUGGUACUGAGAAUAGACGAGCACUGGUGAGUGUCUAGAAAUCUAGUAUCAAUAGAUAAGUCAAGGUUUAUAAUAAUUUGAAUAUUAUGUAUUCAUCUGUAAUAAAUAAAGCUUGUUCGAAAUGCAA